Clonostachys solani is the source of this 375-nucleotide messenger RNA. Lineage: Eukaryota; Fungi; Ascomycota; Sordariomycetes; Hypocreales; Bionectriaceae. The record is from the annotation of a GenBank genome assembly.
CUUAGAUUCGAGCUGUUCUUGCUCGGUGAAGGCGAGAAAAAGAUUGAGGAAAAUGUGUAUUCAGGGAUGGCCAACACGUCCGAUUUUGUUCUCAAGAAAGAGGACCACACCCUAGGAAACCUCCUCUCUGAGCAUCUUAAGGCUCACCCUAAUGUAAUGAUGGCUGGUUACAAAAUCGCGCACCCCAACGUUCCGGAGCUCUUCAUACGAGUGCAAACGGAUGGAACAGUUUCACCACGUGACGUAUUCACAUCAGUCUGUGAAAAGCUCAUCAACCAACUCGAGAUGUUGCAUCAAGAGUUCACGCGAGAGUGGGAGUUGAGACGUAUCACCAACACAGGAGAGCAGGGGAACAUGCAGGCCAACGGGCAGUAA